CGGGCUCGGACAGUCGGCCUCAGCCUUCCCAGGGACUAGGUGAUCGCAAUUUCCGUCUUUGCAGAAGUCAGGAGGUCCUCUGGGGGCCGGCACACAGUAGGUGCCUCUCUGAGCCUCGGUCUCCUCAUCUGUGAAACCGGGUCAUCCUAGUACCAACCUAAUUGGGCUGUUGGGAGGAAUCAGGAGGUGGCAAAUGAGGAAAGCGCUCUGCACACAGUAGGCGGUCAGUAAAUGACCAGUCACCUUCCCCAACCUCCUCCUCAGAGGGGCUCUGCCAGGAAAAUAGUAAAUAUAAUGACCCAGGCACUUGGUUAGCAGAGUGCCUGCCUGUUCGUGUGUGCUCAAAACGGGAUAGCCAGAAUUUAUAGGAUUAGGUCAUUUAGUCCUCUAUCGACCAUAUUAAGUGGAAGUACUAGAAACGUUCCCUGCUAUACGGAUGAGGAAUCAAGGCUCAGAGAGGUCAAGCCUUUUGCACAGGGCUACACAGCGAGUAAUGAUCAGAGCUGCGAUUAAAGCCUGGCCUUCAGUGCAGGGCCAUUCAAGUACUGAAGGGCAUACAGGAGCCUCUCUGUGGCUCCUGGGACCAUGGGCCUCGGGCCCUGAGGACGCGGGGCUCCCUGUGGCCAUGACGACGGGUGACUGCUGUCACCUCCCUGGCUCCCUGUGCGACUGCUCCGACAGCCCCGCCUUCUCCAAGGUCGUGGAGGCCACGGGCCUUGGGCCACCCCAGUAUGUGGCACAGGUGACUUCAAGGGACGGCCGGCUCCUCUCAACUGUCAUCCGGGCCUUGGACACACCGAGCGAUGGUCCAUUCUGCAGGAUCUGCCAUGAGGGAGCGAAUGGGGAGAGCUUGCUGUCUCCAUGUGGUUGCACCGGCACACUGGGCGCUGUGCACAAGAGCUGUCUGGAGAGAUGGCUUUCCUCAUCCAAUACCAGCUACUGCGAGCUGUGCCACACGGAGUUUGCAGUGGAGAAGAGGCCCCGGCCCCUCACAGAGUGGCUGAAGGACCCAGGGCCUCGGACAGAGAAGAGGACACUGUGCUGCGACAUGGUGUGCUUCCUGUUCAUCACGCCUCUGGCCGCGAUCUCAGGCUGGCUGUGCCUGCGUGGGGCCCAGGACCACCUCAGGCUCCAUAGCCGGCUGGAGGCGGUGGGGCUCAUCGCCCUCACCAUUGCUCUCUUUACCAUCUACGUCCUCUGGACGCUGGUCUCAUUCCGCUACCAUUGCCAGCUGUACUCCGAGUGGAGAAGGACCAACCAGAAAGUGCGCCUGAAGAUCCGGGCCACCGAUGGCCCCGAAGGCACCCAGCACUCCUCUCUGGCAGCUGGGCUCCUGAAGAAGGUGGCAGAGGAGACGCCUGUGUGAAGGCCGGGCUGGCAGGGCCAGAGGCAGCUGGCGAUGCCCUGGUGUUUGGAAGGACAGAAACUGCCCGACACUUCCGCACAGCUGGAAUGCUUCUUAGGCCAAGAGAUGCCAAAGUGGAGCUGAUUCCGUGAUUCCCGUGUGAAGCUAUUCUCAGAUCGUUUUGCACACUCUUACACACGAGGAGAACAGACGGACGUGGUCCCGAGCUUCGGAUGGAGCAGGCACCCUGAUCUCAUUCUGAGGUCUACCUGGCCCCUCCUGGGCCAGCAGCCAUGGCCAGAGGCGAGUCGCGGGCACCCAUGGAGCUGGGAGGUUCCGCAAGCUUCUUGCACUUUUCUGCACCUGGCAGGCUCACAUUCCCGGCACCCUCAACUUUAUAAAGUUGCACCGUGUUUCAAAACCCACCCCCCUACCCCACCCCACCCCCAAUGAAUAAAAGGAGCCCUUGCUGGACAAAA
Molecule: messenger RNA, 1824 nt
Organism: Aethalodelphis obliquidens (Pacific white-sided dolphin)
Lineage: Eukaryota; Metazoa; Chordata; Mammalia; Artiodactyla; Delphinidae
Gene: MARCHF2
Product: membrane associated ring-CH-type finger 2
Exons: 5
Coding region: 437-1366 (309 amino acids)
Biological process (GO): protein ubiquitination
Molecular function (GO): zinc ion binding; ubiquitin-protein transferase activity
Source: RefSeq, a predicted model, not a curated record